GCCCGAGGUGGAUCUCCCAUCUCGCGAGCCCUCGCGAGCCCGGGGUUCGCGCGCCAUGGGAGCCUGCGCGACCAAACCGAAGGCGCUGACGGAUUCCGGGAAGAAGAUGUCCGGCCGCGUGUCGCCGUCCAUGAUCGACCCGAGGACAGAGCCGACCCGCCAGCUGUCUGCCCGAAGGCUCCACCUCGACGAUGGGUUGGCGCCGCCCUCGCCCGGGUACCGCCUUCACGACUCCGGUGAGGCGCUGUUCGAUACCCUUGAAGCUCCAGGUACACCCCCGCCGCCGCCCAUGUACCGGAGCACGUCCCUGCCCCCGCCACCGUUCGCCCCGCCACCGCCGGGCGCGCACCCAAAACCGAUGGACGCCAAGAUGUACGCGCACGCCUACGUCCUGCACCACGCCAGGGCGCAGCGCGGGUGGGAUGCGAGCGGAUGGGACUACGCCACCUCGGUCGUGAGCAUCAGGGUCAAGUCCGCGGUGUGGGUCAAGGGUCAGAGGUGCUCGCACGAGUGGGACUGGGACGGAGAGACCGCGCCCGAGGGGGUGACAUCGUACGUCGACAGCGAACCCGUGCCCGUGUUUGACUCGCCCGCGCUGGGCAUGUACCACCCGGGCGCGGAGGAUCGGGUCGGGAUGGCGGAGGACGCGGCGCUGUGCGCGUGCAUGGACGAGAUAGUUGAGUGGUGCCACGAACAGCACGGGUACGAGUGCGAUCCGUCGCGGGACGUGGAGCAGUGCGUGUUGACCUGGGAGCUGAGCGACGGCGCCGUCGGCGAGCACAGGCACGAGGGGGGCCUCGACGACAGGAUGGGCGCGUACGUGGUGGCGGCCACGAGGGUACGCGGCUGGUGAUACGAUAUCCGCGACGAGAACGAAAGCGUCGCGUCUUCACGCGUCCGUUAACAAAGGAUCGUCCAGGUCCG
Molecule: messenger RNA, 924 nt
Organism: Micromonas commoda
Lineage: Eukaryota; Viridiplantae; Chlorophyta; Mamiellophyceae; Mamiellales; Mamiellaceae
Exons: 1
Coding region: 56-853 (265 amino acids)
Source: RefSeq, a predicted model, not a curated record